AUGUAUUUUGAUGGAGCAACUAAUCAAAAUGGAAGUGGCAUUGGAGUUCUCCUAAUUUCUCCAAAAGGGACACACAUCCCAUUCUCUAGUAAGCAUAACUUUCCUACCACUAAUAAUGGCACUGAAUAUUUACAAGCAGCCCUAAGUCUUAGAGUGAAAGAGUUGGAAGUAUAUGGUGAUUUAGCCUUGAUAAUUUCUCAGAUUCAGAAUAGAUGGAAGAUCAAGGAAGAAAGGCUAAUGCCUUACCAUGAAUGUCUCCAAAAGUGGGCCUCGAAAUUUAGUAAGAUCCAGUACCAAUAUAUGCCAAGAAUGCAGAAUCAGAUUGCAGAUGCUUCAGCAACAAUGGCAUCCAUGAUGGAUGGACCUAAGGAAGAUGAAGCUAGACCAACAGUGGUUGAACAAAAAGAAAAGCUUGCUCAUUGUAUGUCAAUAGAAGAAGACGAGGAAAAGAAUGGAGAAGGUGAAUGGUAUUCAGACAUCCUACAGUACCUUAAGGAUGGGACAUACCCAAAGUCUACAGACAAGAAUGACCAAUUGACCAUUAGAAGGUUGUCCACUAAUUAUAUUAUUUGUGGUGGGAGGCUUUACAAAAGAUCAUAUGAUGGACUUCAUCUCCCUUAUGUAAUUGCCAAAGAAGCACAGCAAAUAAUUGAAGAGGUUCAUGAGUCAAAUUAUGGGCCAUAUAUGAAUGCACACAUGUUGUCACAAAAAAUAAUGAGAUAA
Quercus robur (English oak) is the source of this 723-nucleotide messenger RNA. RefSeq lists its product as uncharacterized. NCBI's taxonomy places the organism in Eukaryota, Viridiplantae, Streptophyta, Magnoliopsida, Fagales, Fagaceae. The record is from RefSeq and is a predicted model, not a curated record. The coding region runs from base 1 to 723 and encodes 240 amino acids. The transcript has a single exon. Gene Ontology annotation, molecular function: RNA-DNA hybrid ribonuclease activity; nucleic acid binding.